Messenger RNA from Misgurnus anguillicaudatus (oriental weatherfish), 6366 nucleotides. NCBI's taxonomy places the organism in Eukaryota, Metazoa, Chordata, Actinopteri, Cypriniformes, Cobitidae. The record is from RefSeq and is a predicted model, not a curated record.
AGAUCCAUGCACACUAUAAACCUUCCUUAAACAAACUUUUAGAAGGGAUGAGGCUAGAAGAUGAUCAUCUGAAGAUAAAAUAAAGAGACUGAGAACACGAUCAUGUCCACCACUGACAGCACAGUGUCUGUUGUUCACAAUCCUGCUCGCAGGAGAAGACACAGCAAAGAAUAUGAUCCUCCUAACAUGAGGAUUGUUCUGCUGGGUAAAGAUGUGUCAACAAACAGUCGAGUGGGAAACUUCAUGUUGGGAAGAUCAGCGUUUGAUAGUGAAGCUCCUCCAGAUGAUCAUCAGAUUGAGAGAGUCAGAGGAAAAGACAUGAUGAUCAUCAACUGUCCUCAUCUGCUCCAGCUGAACCUCUCAUAUCAUCAGAUCAUACAGACAGUGAGAGAGUGUGUAGAUCUGUCUCAUCCAGGACCUCAUCUCAUCCUUCUGAUCUUUAAACCUGAUGAGUGUUCAAGAGAAGAUCAAGAACAUCUGGAGAUCAUCCUCAACUAUUUCUCUGAUAGUGUUUAUGAACACACACUGGUGCUCACAACACACGACUCACACAAUGAUCAUCAGACUGAAGUCAAUGACAACAUACAGAAAAUCAUUAAAAAAUCCUUUAACAGACACUACAGACUGAAGAAAAACUGCACUGCCUCUCAACUUAUUGUGACUUUUAGAGACAUUAUCAAAUCAAAUGAUGGACGUUAUCUGAUCUGUAAUGAAUAUAAAGAUUCACAGAGUUUUACAGUGAAGCAGCAGACAGAUGAAAGAGAUCUUCCAGAGAUGAGAGAUGAAGUGAGGAUUGUGCUGCUGGGUAAAACUGGAGUUGGGAAGAGUGCCACAGGAAACACAAUCUUAAAAAGACAAGCGUUUAUAUCUGAUGAAUCUUUUGAAUCAGUGACCAGCGAAUGUCAGAAACAAACAGCUGAAAUCAACAACAGAUUAAUCACUGUGAUCGACACUCCAGGACUGUUUGAUACUGAACGCAGUCAUGACGAGAUCAAGAGAGAAAUGAUGAACUGUAUCUCAAUGAUUCUGCCAGGACCUCAUGUGUUUCUUUUACUGGUUCCACUGGGACGAUUUACACAAGAGGAAGCAGAAUCAGUGAAGAUCAUUCAAGAGAUGUUUGGUGAAAACUCUUUAAUGUACACAAUGGUGCUCUUCACCAGAGGAGAUCAACUGAGAAACAAAACUAUUGAAGAGUGUUUAGGAAAACCUGGAUCUGUGAUUAGAAACCUGCUAGAAGAGUGUGGAAACAGAUAUCAUGUGUUCAAUAAUAAUCUGACUGAAGAUCAAACACAAGUUUCUCUUCUACUGGAGAAAAUAGAUCACAUGGUGAAAGCAAACGGAGGAAGUUACUACUCAUCUAAGAUAUUCAGAGAGAUGGAACGAGAAAAACAACAACAACAAAUGAAGAAACUGAUGGAGAGAAUUGAAGAACUGAGCCAAGAGAAAGAGGAGCAAGAGAGACAGAUGAGAGAUGAGAUGAGAAAAGAACGAGAAGAACAUGAGAGACAGAAACGAGAAGAGAAUGAGAAAAUAAGAGAAAGAGAGAGAGAAAUGUGGGCUGAAUAUAAUCAGAGACUUAAACAAGAGAGAGAGGAAAGGCAGAAAGAGAAUGAGAAGAUCAGACAAGAGAAAGAGAAAAUAGAAAGAGAGAAAGAAGAUCUUCAGCUGAGACAUGAAGGAGAAAUAAAGAGAUUAAGAGACCACAUAAAUGAAGAAAAACUGAAUCAAGACAAAGAGAAGAAGAAAAAAGAAGAAGAAUUCAGACAAAGAGAAGAAGCAUACAAGAAAGAAAUAAAAGAGAAAGAUGAACAUGUGAGAGAGAUGAACGAUGAUAUAAGAAGAGAACGAGAGACAUUAAAAAAUGAAAUAGAGGAAGUGAAGAAAGAAAAUAAAGAUCUCCAGAUGAAAUAUGAGACACAAACAGACAAACUGAUGAAUGCAAUAGAGAAUCAUGAGAGAGAGAGAAAGAGAAGAGAAGAUGAGUUUAGAGAGAGAGAAGAGAGAUAUAAAAGAGAAAUAAAAGAGAAAGAGGAGCAAGAGAGACAGAUGAGAGAUGAGAUGAGAAGAGAACGAGAGGAACAUGAGAGACAAAGACAAGAGGAGAGACAGAGAAGAGAAGAAGAUGAGAAAGAGAAACAGAUUUAUGUUGAACAGUGUGAGAGACUCAAGAAUGAAAUGAAUGAAAUCAUGAAAGAGAAAGAAAGAAUAGAAAGAGAGAAAGAAGAUCUUCAGCUGAAACAUGAAGAAGAAAUAGAGAGAUUAACAAAACAAACAGAGGAAGAAAAACUGAAUCAAGACAAGGAAAAGAACAAAAGAGAGGAAGAAUUCAGACAAAGAGAAGAAGAAUACAAGACAGAAAUUAAAGAGAAAGAUGAACAUGUGAGAGAGAUGAACGAUGAUAUAAGAAGAGAACGAGAGACAUUAAAAAAUGAAAUAGAUGAACUGAAGAAAGAAAAUAAAGAUCUCCUGAUGAAAUAUGAGACACAAACAGACAAACUGAUGAAUGCAAUAGAGAAUCAUGAGAGAGAGAGAAAGAGAAGAGAAGAUGAGUUUAGAGAGAGAGAAGAGAGAUAUAAAAGAGAAAUACAAGAGAAAGAGGAGCAAGAGAGACAGAUGAGAAAAGAAAGAGAGGAACAUGAGAGACAAAGACAAGAGGAGAGACAGAGAAGAGAAGAAGAUGAGAAAGAGAAACAGAUUUGUGUUGAACAGUGUGAGAAACUCAAGAAUGAAAUGAAUGAAAUCAUGAAAGAGAAAGAGAGAAUAGAAAGAGAGAAAGAGAAAAUAGAAAGAGAGAAAGAAGAUCAACUAGAAGAGUUUGAGAAGAGAAUACAGGAGGAGAGAAACAUGAGAGAAGAACAAGAAAAGAGCUAUGAAGAUAAACUGAAACUCAUGAAAGAAGAGAAUGAAGAUGAACUAAAUAGAAGAACAACAGAGAUGAUGGAGGAAUAUGAAAGAGAGAAAGAAGAAAUGAAGAAGAUUUCCUCUCAGUCAGUACAGGACUUUGAAACAGCAGGAAUCAGACCAGAUGAACAUCUACAACAAGAUAAGACUGAACAAAUACAACAUCUGUUUCACAAGCUUCAUCUUACAGACAAACAUCAUAAUAAACUGAGAGCUUCAGAUGUUCUUCAGAUAUCUACACAUUCAUUACAGUCUCAUGAGUCUUGUGCUGAAGAAGAGCUGGUGAAGAUUUAUCUACAGAAACUACUGAUGAUGAACUACAGAGCAAGAUACAUUAAAACUAAAGACACCAAUGAACAACAUCACACACAACAAACAGACUCACUUGAGGAGGAGGAUUUUUUUGAAGAAAUGUCUUUGUCUAGUAGAGGAACAAGUAAAUCAGACCCAGUUCACCCGAUGGAUAUUCAGAUGUCUGUGUUUCAUUGUGCUGAUAGUUUCCUAAAGCAGCUGAUGGUCACUAAACUCUCACAGUGUCAGUUUGCUCUUCCUCUUCUUGUUCCUCAUCCAUUCACACAACAGAUUGAGUUUCCUCUCUGGACAUUCAGACAAAUCAACAAGAGCUGGAAGAUGAGAAAUACUAACAAUGACAUCAUCAGUAAAGAAGAGCCAGUUUACAAAGCAGAAACUCCAAUGGUGUCGUUCUUCAGGUUUGGUUCUGUGUCUUCAUCCAAGUCUCAGCUGAUGAACAAUCUGAUCAAUGAGAAACACAACACGUUCUUCCACAGGAACUGUCCAGGAAGCAGCAGAACCAGACUACUGAUGGAUGGAGUGGUGGAGAUCGCCUGGUUCUGCCCAUCUGGAAAAAACACAGAUAAAUUUAAUGACUGUGUUGCCUUCUGUAAUCUUCAUGGUGAUGCAGGAGUCCAUGAGAAACAACUGCAGAUUCUGACUGAAAUGUCUUCAGUCAAUGUUGUUCUUCUACCAAAACUUGACAAGAAUGACAGAAACGCAACAAAGAUUCAAACGCUGUACAGUGACAAAAAGCCACUUAUUUGUCUUUUUACUGAAGAUGAAUCUGCUGUCACUGAGAUCAGGAGAGGAAAAUAUAAAAUUGGUUUGAAAGACAGAAAUCAGUCAGAUGUAUCUGAAGAACUCAGAAGAGCUAUAAAUGAUUGUCUCUCAUCUUCAGCAUCAGCUUACAUGUUCAGACUUAAAGAUUUGUCCAAACACUCAGAUAUCAGAGUAGAUGAGGAAGAUGAUGAAGACUGCAGGAGAGGAAGAGAAGCAGCACAGCAGAUGAUGAGUUUACUGAAGAAUAAAGAUCUGAGAGAAAUCAAAGAAUCAUUUCUGCCCUGUCAGGGGAAACUCUGGCAUCUGUGGUGUCAAAAGAACAAAGAACUUCGUCGACCUCGAGGGGAUGAGACAGAACAAGAAAUAAGCAGAAAACAAACAGAAAUGAGGAAAAUUAGAGAACAGCAACACAAAUUUUACAUAAGUGAGUUUAUAAAGUUGUUUAUAACACAAAUUGACUCACAUAAUCCAAAUAAAAUGUUUUUCCUCAAAUGGCUCAGAAUAUUCCUGGAUGAAUUUACCAAAGCUGAUCUUUCUGCUCUACAUUACAAAUAUAAUGACAAGUGGUCAACAGUUUUAAAACUAAAAGACAAAAAUAAAUCUGAACAACUCAAAGCUGAACAAACUGAACUUGAGCAAAUAUCUGAAGAUCUUCAAGCAUCAAACUUUGGUUUGGAGCACAUCAUGAGAGAGAUCGGUCAGAUCUAUGAAUCAUGUUCAUCUGUGAAGAAGAUUAAGACAGAUCUUCAGUUUAACUUCUCUUCUCUCCCGAGUCUUGCAGCAGAGAUGAUGAUCAGUGGAUUUCCACUUGAGCUGAUGGAUGGAGAUGCUGCUCAUGUUCCUCUGAUCUGGAUCAAUGCUGUUCUAGAUAAACUCAUACAGAAACUAGGAGACCAGAGAGUCUUUGUACUGUCAGUUUUAGGGAUAAGGAGCUCUGGGAAAUCCACCAUGCUCAAUGCCAUGUUUGGACUUCAGUGUGCAGUCAGUGCUGGUCGAUGCACCAGAGGAGCUUUCAUGCAGCUGAUCAGAGUAUCAGAGGAGAUGAAACAACAGCUGAAGUUUGAUUAUAUUCUGGUUGUUGAUACUGAGGGUCUUCGAGCUCUAGAACUGACUGGAAGAUCCACAAGACAUCAUGACAAUGAACUGGCCACAUUUGUUGUUGGUCUUGGUAAUCUGACAUUGAUCAACAUCUUUGGAGAAAACCCAGCUGAGAUGCAGGAUAUUCUUCAGAUUGUAGUUCAGGCCUUUCUGAGGAUGAAGAAGGUCAGACUGAAUCCCAGCUGUAUGUUUGUACAUCAGAACGUUUCAGACGUCACAGCUGGAGAGAACAACAUGGAGGGAAGAAGACGACUGCUGAAGACACUGGAUGAGAUGACAAAACUCGCUGCUAAAGAGGAAGACUCUGAUGCUGAAUGUUUCAGUGAUGUCAUUAAUUUUGAUGUACAGAAUGAUGUGAAGUAUUUUCCUCAGCUGUGGGAGGGAAGCCCACCAAUGGCACCACCAAACCCAAACUACUGUGAAAAUAUUCAAGAACUAAAGAAAACUAUUAUUUCACAAGCCUCAAGAUCAGAUGGUAUGAAACUGACACACCUGCGUGAGAGAAUUAAAGAUCUCUGGGAGGGUUUACUGUAUGAAGGAUUUGUGUUCAGCUUCAGAAAUUCUCUGGAGAUUUCAGCAUACAGGAGACUGGAGACAGAAUACAGUAAGUGGACCUGGACUCUACGCAGUGCCAUGCUGGAAAUUGAGAACAAACUACAAAACAAAAUAGAAGAUAAAUCAAUUCAUGAGAUUAAGGAAAGAGAUCUUCAGAGAGAACUAAAGAAGACAAGUGAAGAAGUGAAAAACUCAAUGUCUGAUUUCUUUGAUAAAGACACAGAUAGAGAUAUACUGAUUCAGUGGAAAAAAACAUUUGAAAUAAAAAUCAGAGAGCUACAGGAAAGCAUUAUAAGAAAAACAAAGAGAAAAUUAAAUGUGAUUCUUCAGCAGCGAGAUCUGAAGAGAAAGAUUGAUGCUCAGAGAACACAACAUGAAAACAUUCUCUUAGAAAAGAGCAAAGAACUUGCAUUAAAACUCAAAGACAAAAAAAAUGAUGAAGAAAUACUGAAGAAAGAGUUUGAUCUGUUUUGGAAAGAGUGUGUGAAAAAGAUCAUCAGAGAUUCUCCUCCAAUGGAAGACAUUAACAUACUGAGAGAUGUGAAAGAGAUCCUCAGUGACAUCUAUAAAAGUCUCCCUGUAGACACCUGGAAGGAGAGUAGAGAUAUUUUUACUGUGCAGAGUUUUUCAGAUUAUGUACAGUUAAAGAGAUCCAGAGGAAUUACAGCACAUGUUAAACAUGUUUACAAAGCAGCUAAAGAGAAAAGAGAAGUUUGUGUUUGUGUCUGUUCUGUCUAA